Molecule: messenger RNA, 3256 nt
Organism: Crotalus tigris (Tiger rattlesnake)
Lineage: Eukaryota; Metazoa; Chordata; Lepidosauria; Squamata; Viperidae
Gene: TMEM178A
Product: transmembrane protein 178A
Exons: 4
Coding region: 1563-2474 (303 amino acids)
Biological process (GO): negative regulation of osteoclast differentiation; regulation of cytosolic calcium ion concentration
Cellular component (GO): endoplasmic reticulum membrane
Source: RefSeq, a predicted model, not a curated record
GAGAAUGGUCAGUGGCUGAAAUGGUGAUGGUGCUGAAUGAGUGCUACUUACGUCUGAUCCUUGAAGCUCAGACCAUUUGCGACCUUCUCUGCUGGCUUCCCACAAGCAAAGUCAUUGGGGAUACCAGAAGGGAAAGUCACAAGUUGCUCUGGUAAGUCUCCCCCACUGCAAUGCAUCAUGGCCUUCUUCUUCCCUGGGCCUCCCUGCAUUUGUAUGCAUGAACCAGACCUGCAGCCCUCCCUUCCAACUCAUGUAUGUCCUGGGUUGGGCAUCUCAGGACCUCCCUCAUCUCCUGCAGCACCCCUCUAACUCUUUAUUGGAGACUCCUGCUGAUACACACUUAACAACCCAUGUGUCUUGUGGUUACAGUGGUAACUGAUACUGCCUGAAUUGCCAUCAUUUAGCAAUGUAGUCAUCUAAUAUUGUUCUUGGUGAUCACAUUGUUUAGGCAAUUCCAGCCCCAACUGUUAUAACUUGAGGACUAUCUGUGCACCACAGUAAAACAGUUCCACUGGCCAACUUAGGGAAAUGGAAGUCUAAUUUAUUUAUCUCAGUUGAUGAAAAACAUUAAAAAAUAGGAUAAAAAUAUAUUUGUUUCACUACUUUCUGAAUCCAGGGAGUGGGGAACACAUCAAACCUGUUUUGUAUUAAAAUGUAGAGACACUUCCAUUAAGUUCUGCUUCUCUUCAGGUUAUAUGCAAUUUUUGCAUUUGGAUAAAUGGGUAGAUUGGCUGCACUCUUUGGGUUUUGUGAAUAAACCCCCACUGAGUCAUGUGAGAGCCUUCAGCAAAUAUUCUCAACAUUGAAAGGUCUCUGCAGCACCCAAAUGGGUGCCUGCAUUUACUGUUCAAGAUAUUCUGGUGGUUAUUUCACACCUAGUGAAUUGGAAUCACACCUGUUCACAUAUAAAUGAUAGAAUGUUUUUGGAAUUGAUCCCUUUCUCUGCCUACAAAAUACUAAUCCUAUAACACCAUGAGGCAAUGCUAAUUAAACAAUGAGAUCAUUUAGCAUUUUCACAUGCUCCAAUAAGCUCUAUUCUUUCCAUGCAUUUAGUCCUAUUUCAGAUUCUCCAUUCCUAAGUUAUAAAAGGCUGCAAUAGAAUAUGCUUAUCCUCCUGAAAUUCCUUCCUGCAGUCAGCUGGAUUAACUAGAAUAAACGAGAAGACACGUAGUAUUUCCUCAUUAAGACAUAGGAUCUUCGGCCGUGCAGCCUUGCUCAGUCCUCUCUCAGUGGGCAAGUUGGCUUCGCGCUCUUUCUUGCUGCCUUGAGUGGCCGCCGACCAGUUGAUCUUGCUCCCUCUGGCGUCUCCCCAGCGGUGCUGCAAGCUCCUGGGCUUUCUUUUGUGUGGAGCGACCCACCCGUGGAGAGUGAACAAUGAACGCGGGACAGGCGCUGCCGUCUACCCAGUCGGUGGCUUGAUUGUGCGAGCGAGUAGAAACUGGAGGCUCCUUCUGGACGCCUUUGCUGUCUCUCGCGGUACCAUGCGCGGAAGCCCUGAAAGCAGCACGGGCGUCCGUUGAAGGACACUGCGUGCCAGGCGAGGAGUGCCCCGGGGGUAAGCCAUGGGCGGCGCGCGAACACGGGUGCUCAGCUUGUGCCUCAGCCUCUGCUCGUUGGCGUUGCUCGUCACGGCCAUUUUCACCGACCAUUGGUACGAGACUGAUCCCCGGCGCCACCGGGAGAGCUGCGAGGACCGUGCCGGCAGCGCCCACUUCCCGGACCAACGCCGCCGACUCCUGCCGCUGCCGCACCUACCCUUGCGGGACGCCAGGCAACGAACCCCCCGCGGAGGUAGCGCGGAGACAGUUCCCACCACCGGAAACCUGCUGCUACAGCUAGAGAACUGGCGAACGCUCCUGGGACUCCGGUGGCUGCAAUCUCGGUGUGGCCGGCCUCUCUUCGCCACUUACGCUGGUCUCUGGAGGAAAUGUUACUUUUGGGGAGUCGACCAAGACCUGGAUAGCCUACUGGACAGAGGUAUUGCUCAGAGAUGUACAACAAUCAAGUAUCACUUUGCCACACCAAUACGACGCUUAUGGAACAUCCCUAUCAAUUUAACCAAGAUUAUCCAGCAGGAUGAAUGGCACUUGUUGCACCUAAGAAGAAUUACAGCAGGUUUCCUUGGGAUGGCAGCAGCUGUUCUUUUCUGUGGGUGCAUUGUAAUUGCAGUUGGCUUCUUUUGGGAGAAAAGUCUCACACAGCAUGUUGCUGGUCUUCUUUUCCUCAUGUCAGGCAUCUUUUGCACUAUUUCCCUCUGUACUUAUGCAACAAGUAUAUCCUUUGACCUAAACCGCCUUCCCAAAAUUAUCUAUGGUCUGCCUGAUGAUGUUGAACAUGGAUACAGCUGGUCUAUAUUCUGUGCAUGGUGCAGUUUAGGACUUAUAGUUGCAGCAGGAUGCCUUUGUACCACUCACCCAUUUAUUAGCAGGACAAAGAUUAGCCAUCUAAAAUCUAUCACAGAUUCUUCUGUAUGACUUUUUUAUGAUAUAUUUUUUUUGUUUAUAAGGCAAUAGGAAGAUAUAUAAGGAAGCUUAAUACAGAAUCCAAGCACAGAUAAAACCCAAAUCCUUUAAAUACUGAACACUGACUUAGCAGCCAGGAAACACAGAAGACAUCUAUGCUUCCAUGAUGGCUGAUAUAUCAAGUUCAGACAGCAAAACUGUUGUGGAACUGAUGGUAAUUUAGCACAAUGUAUAUGCACAAAUGAAAUGAAAUUAUUUCUACCUGAACAAGAAAACUGUGUUCAUGUUUCAAUUGCUAUUUGCUGUCCAGAGUCAUGAGGUUCAUCUAAGUGGCUAUAUAAAUGGCUUUAAAAAGAAAACUUGGUACAUAAGGUUAAAACAGCAAAAACACUACUGCCAUAUUAUCUAGUUGGUAAGGAUUUUUCCUUAUUUUAAUUAUAUUUUAUAUUAUUUUUGUCUUGUUAGGUGAUACUUAGUCUUUAUUAAUUAUUAUAAUUAUUUUAGUAGUUACCAAAAUGAUGUAUGGGAGAGGUUUGAAAGAUUUCCUGUGUAAGAAAUGAAUGAAUCAUUUGUUUUUAGAAGAAACAGAAAUAGGAGUUAGAGUAGAAUGACUUCCCACUUUAUGUAGGAAAAGUUAUACAACCAAAUGCCAUAUAUAAAAAAGAUAAAAUGUAUAAAAUGGAUUACAGCAUUGGCAUUAUUGGAAAUAAUGCAUAUUAUGUGUUUCAGGGUAUUUUUUUUUUUGUCUAAAAAGAAUGGCAUAUUAUCUGUUAAUAAAAUUCCUGAACAAGUGA